This is a messenger RNA of Verticillium dahliae VdLs.17, 1494 nucleotides long. RefSeq lists its product as uncharacterized. Bases 1 to 1494 code for a protein of 497 amino acids. The record is from RefSeq and is a predicted model, not a curated record. The transcript is spliced from 3 exons. Lineage: Eukaryota; Fungi; Ascomycota; Sordariomycetes; Glomerellales; Plectosphaerellaceae.
AUGGGACGGCAACCGCCGCCACCGCAGGUUGAAGAUGUCGCCGAAGAUGGGGACGACAUGCGAGUACCUGAUCUAGAACUCUCGCCCGCACCGUCCGAAGCAUCGUUCGAAAGCGAUGCCCAUGACAAGCUGGGCAGCGAAAUGCCAAAGACUCCGCAGACACCCGCCUCGCCUGCGAUGUCCCACAGCUCUGUCAGUCUGAUCACUCCAUCGGCUCAGCCACGUCACGACAUGACGGGCAUAACGCCCAGGUUUAUGGAUGAAUUACGCACCAUGAUCAAACAGGAAAUUGCUGGUCACCUCAAAUCCAUGGAUCCGGCACCCUCGCCCGGUAUCACGCCGUCCGCUCUCAUGAAUUCCAUGUUCGGCACCGCUUACCCCAGUCCUCCGCCUUCUGUUGUUUCUACCUCCCAAAUUCCAUCCCCUCAGAGCACCUCUCCUCGCUUUACUACUGCAGAAGUCCUCCCCAAGCGCCCGACUGUGCGCUUCCGCAGUCGUGUACCGCCCAUCAUACAUGCCCAGCCACGAGUCUGCGGGACAGGGGAGACAAGGGCCACCUCAGCCAUACAAACCGCUGGCGUUGUUUCGGAAGGCAAGACCUGGGGGGUACUAUUUGAUGCCGAGGGGGUAUGCUUUCCAUCGCCUGCUCGAUCACGCUCCUUCUUGAAGCUGGACAGCCUCCUAACUAGGGCAGAUGCUUUCAAGCCUUGCAAGAAUACGACUUUUGAACGCACUCAAUAUCUGUACCAGGAUCUUGAUUGCCCCUAUUCCCUCUCCCAAGCAGUUCCUCAGGCUCAUCCCACAAUCCCAGGUCUGACGAGAAUGGGGUUUGUCAAGUGGAUGACCAUUAACAUUUUGGCCUAUCCGGACCAGGAGUCUCGCCGUUUUGGCCUUCUGCUGCCCGAUCUUGCCCCUCUAAAAAUCAUAGGUCCUGAUGGCGCACAGGAGUGUCUCCCAUAUACGCUGCCGAGAAACCUGUUGCCUGCAACACAUGAUAAGAAGGUACGCCGACUGCUAGAUGAGGCGUUGCUAGACUGUCUAGAGGAUCAUGACGUCUCGUCACCGCUGCCUGCGGCGAGGAGUUGCGAGAUGACUCCUGUUAUCGCCCAUGGGUCAGGUCCAGGACAGGGGCGACUUUGGGGGCGAGCAAACUCCGAUGCAUCAGGCGUCAGCACGGCGCAGCCAAGUUUCGUCACACUGCCACCACCGCCAGUAGGGCGGCACAGUACGCGGGCCAAAAGUCCCGUGGCGGCGGAUCGGUGCAGUGCAAGCGUGCCCAACAUGGAUAGGUUUGCGGAUGCAAUGAACCUUGUGAGAAAGGGGGACACAGGGAUUGUCUCGCGUGAAAUCGAGCGGAAUGACGAUUAUCGUCGGGACAGGGAAAGGGAGAGGGAGAGGGAGAGGAAAAGUCUUGUUCUUAGCGAGCCAAACGGGGGAAAUUUGUACCAAGAUGGAAAAGGAAGACGUGACGCAGGACGUCGAGGGAGGUUCUGA